Messenger RNA from Zootermopsis nevadensis, 9141 nucleotides. RefSeq names its product ethanolaminephosphotransferase 1. Gene Ontology annotation, biological process: phosphatidylethanolamine biosynthetic process. Gene Ontology annotation, cellular component: Golgi apparatus; endoplasmic reticulum membrane. The record is from RefSeq and is a predicted model, not a curated record. Gene Ontology annotation, molecular function: ethanolaminephosphotransferase activity. NCBI's taxonomy places the organism in Eukaryota, Metazoa, Arthropoda, Insecta, Blattodea, Termopsidae.
UAGUUUUCGUUCAUCUGUGGUCAAUUUUGUCCAUUUUUGUGCUGUGUUUUUUUAUUCGCUUGCCGAGGUAGUGCAUGCCUCUUGUGGUAAUAGAUGUGUUUUAUAUAAUAAAAUGUGACACAAAAAAGAAAUGCGUUGGUCCUAUGAUAAAUCUGAGUGCAUUCUUCCGGUAACUGGAUAAAAAUAAUAUAAUAGUGAAAGGAAACGUACAAAGAAAAAUGGAAGUGCAGUACCUAAGCCAGGAACAUUUAUCUGGAUUUGAAAAUUAUAAGUACAGUGCCGUGGAUACUAGUCCGCUGAGUAUAUAUGUGAUGCAUCCUUUUUGGAACUAUGUUGUUGAAUGGUGUCCAAAAUGGAUUGCACCAAAUCUGUUGACAUUUGCUGGAUUCCUGUUUACGGUUCUCAAUUUCAUGAUAUUUUCAUAUUAUGAUUAUAAUUUCUAUGCAUCAAGUGAUGAACAUUCAGACGUUCCAGCAAUUCCUCAAUGGGUGUGGGCUGUGGCAGCCCUUAAUAUAUUUUUAGCGUAUACAUUAGAUGGUAUUGAUGGGAAACAGGCCCGACGGACCCAGACCAGUGGCCCCCUCGGUGAGCUGUUUGACCAUGGGCUGGACUCAUGGACAGCAUUUCUAAUCCCAACUUGUGUGUUCUCUGUGUUUGGUCGUGGGGUGAACAGUAUACCUCCUCUCCGAAUGUACUUCUGUCUAUGGAAUGUAUUUGUUAAUUUUUAUCUCUCUCACUGGGAGAAACACAUUACGGGUGUUCUCUUCUUGCCUUGGGGUUAUGACGCCUCAAUGGUGGUAGCCAUUUUUAUAUUUAUAGUUACAUCAAUAUUUGGCCAUCAGGUUUGGUCAUUCACCUUGCCAGGUGGGAUAUCAGCUGGCCACAUGUUUGAACUAACAUUCUACAUAUGUGCCAUUGUAUCAAACCUACCCAUGUGUUUAUGGAAUAUAUAUAAGUCAUACCGGGAUGGAACAGGAAAGAUGCGGCCAUUUUGGGAGGCAGUGAAGCCGUUAGCACCUGUCACACUCUUCUUUGUUGUGUGCACGCUGUGGGUUAUAUACUCUCCUGCAGAUGUGGUAAAUCUGGAUCCAAGAUGUGUGUACCUGGUUUCUGGGACCAUCUUCUCAAACAUCUGUUGUAGACUGAUAGUAUCGCAGAUGUCGUCAAUGCGCUGUGAACUGUUCAACUGGCUUAUAGUACCAACUGGACUUGUCUUGGCUGCCUCUCUAAUGUUACCAUCGUCUGUUGGGGCCUCUGUGGAGCUGGGCAUGCUCUACUCUUUGGCAUUGAUUGCAACUGUGGCACACGUCCAUUAUGGAACUUGUGUGGUGCGCCAAAUGUGCAGGCAUUUUCGGAUUAGUUGUUUCCGCAUCCAUCAGCAUAGCGAAUGACUACUAGCAGACAGCACGUGUUGAACUCUUUGACAUAAACUAAAACCGAGAUGUCCCUAGAGAAAAUGAAAGUUAAAUUAAAAGUACCAUUGUUCUGGUGGAGAAAUUUAUGAAUUUGUCAGAAACUGUUGCCAAGCUCCUUUUGAGCUGUUAUCCACUGGACACUGUGUACACAUACCUAUACAAACAUAUACCACAUAUAAUUAAUGAUAACGACGAACAAGGGAAUGUAAUAUUUCGUUUAUGAUCAUCACACCUCUAUAAAUGCCAUGUGUUUGUACACAUUUAGACAUGUACAAGGGGAACUUGCACAGUAAUGUUAGUUAUUUAUUAUUACUGCCACUGUAGUGUAAUUUUAAGAAGAACAAUAAGAUGUAGAAGAAACAGCAAGUGACGGCACUCUGUAGAAGUGCCUAAGACUUGAAGUGGGGCAGAUGCUGCUGUCACUUGCUCACAAUACUGGACCUUAAGUGCUUGACAGACACUGUUGAAGGUUCGUGAGUAGAAACAUUAUUUUAACCUGCAGACCAAUAAAAUUUAUGGGCUUUUAUGGAAUGACAAAUUCCUGAUUAUUAAAAAUAUGGAGGUGACAUUAAAAGUGUUUAAAUAGUUUCUCUCCUCCUCACUGUGCAUUUUUGGGGGCACAAGUGAAUACUAACAAAUUUAUGAUGAUGGCCAAGCCCUGCAUGUGGUAUUUAUUCAUUUUUAUAGUUGUCAUGGCAUAAAAAGAAGUAAUUGCCCUCCCAAUAUAGUAAUAAAUUAAAGAUUGCAAGGAACUGGAUGGAACCUGUUGAUUAUUUGUGAGUUUUUGUUGUCAUUUCAGUAACAAGAUUUACUUCAUCUGCUGCUGCAUUUAUGUAUGAUUCCUAUUGAGAUAUGCAUAAAAUAUAUUUCAACUCUUCCUCACUUAUCACAGUCAGAAGUAAAACUUGGUAUUUUGUCACCUGCUCUUAUAUGCAUUUGGGUUUUAACUGUGGACAGUGUCCUCAUUUUACCCAUUUUUAAUCAGUAUUUUGCAGUAAAAAUGUAUUCCAGGUGUUGUCAUUUUGUGUAGAACAGCUGGAGGAGGAACAGCAUUACAUACUUUCCGUAUUAAUGACCAUUGUCUUGUAUUAAUCUUAGAAUAUUUUUGUUAUUGGUUUGUUGUAAUAGAUUUCCAUUAAUUUAUUUAAGAAUUUUCUGUGGGUCUUUGACAUGUGUCUGUCAUGCAUUUAAUAGUUUACUUGCAUGUACACAUUUGGUCAGUAUCUUUGCAGCUACCAUUUUAACUCAUGCUUUUCAUAUUUUUAGGGAAGAUAUUUUGUUUUACAGUGGUAUUUCUCGGUUUUUUUAUGAACACGUGCUGUCCCUCGGACAUAUUUUCGAACUUCAGCAAUAGAUUUGACAUUUUGUACUAUAGAAAGUAUAGUACUGCUUUAUUUUGUAGAAUUUUGUGCCAGUCAUCAUCAGAUUUGUAUAAAACCAGUGUGUUUGGUUUUAGGAUGUUCUUUGUUAGUAAAAAUAGGUACGUUUAAAGAGUGUAAUUUCAUAUAAAGUUUCUUUCAGUUUGUUGUAAAAGCCGUGGUCCUCUUUCCUAAAAACAAGUAGGUAUUAUGUUUUAUGGCAGGGAUUCUCAACCUGUGGGCCACAUGCUGCCUGCUUUCACUUUUUGUAAUAUUAUAUUCCCCUCAUAAAGAAAAAUACGGCCUAAAUUAAAUAUUUAAUUUUAAGUGAAUAAUUAAGCAAGUAACAUAUAAACACAUUUGGUAAAGGAAAUGAAUGGGUGAUAUGUGAACCUGUUUGGGAUAGUAAGGUAGUAGUAGUUUUAAUAAAUUGCCAUGAAGUUUUGAUAAAUUAUUUAUGACCAAGAGGUGAGUUAGUAAUAAAGGGUGAAUGUUACCAUGGGUUUUGGAAGGUUGAGAACCCCAGUUUUAUGGUAUACGUAGUGGGUCAUUCUGAAUGAAGAUGUGUUGAUCACAUAUACUUUGUCAUUGUGUUUCUGAAUUGUACAUUUUUCAUACUUGUAUUUGUAUAUUUUGUUAUUGGACACUAACUUCAACUGGACAGUCAUAAGACCUUUAAUUGUUAUAAUUGACAGAACAGAUUGUCUGCUACGUAUGACAAAUCAACUACUUGACUUUUUUGUUUACCAUAGCUACUUUCAAAAAUAUAAUAGUGGAAAAAGGCAGAACUGCGAAAAAGAGCCCUUUCACUUGCUGACAGCAUAGUAUAUAUUACAUAUAUAGAAUACUCUACCUGGAGUAAACAUUUAAAUAAAUGUACAUGACACUUCAGGUCAUACUGAGACUAACAAUGUGCAGAGUAUGCUUAACCUGUAUACUUACUCAGGGUUGGUGUUGAAAGGAUUAAUGAUAAAGAACAAAUUGUAUCAUAUCAAGGGCUUUUACAGCCAUAGGGAAUCUUGUCUCACUUUCAGAUAACAUUCUUGACUGUUAACACUGUUUUCAAAUAACAGAUGCUAAUGUUAUGUUUUAGUAUAAACUUGUGGACAUUGUGUAAAUCAGGCCAGGUAGGGAGAAAGAGGGCAUACAGAAGUCUAAAUAUUUACGUAUAUUUUAUGAGCUGUAUUAAGUAAUGGUUAGGAGAAAUUACUGCAAUUGAUGCAAGAAGUCUGUUUUAUGUUUUUCCCCAUGUUCUAUGUGGUUCAUCUUAUGUUGUCACUUCAAUUUAUAUUGAAGUCUGACUUCAUCAUUAAACAAUGUUGCACUGUAAUGGUGAUGCUUCUGUCUGUGAAGUUCUAAAUUUGGCUUUAGCUGUGGCAGUCAUAUAAGAUGAAAUGUGACUUUCAAAACAUAAUAUCUGUAUGUGUUAACACGUACAGAUUGUCCAUAAUACAUAACAGUGUUUCAUAUACCCAUAAUACAAACAUGAGGAAGAGACCGAACUAAAUCGCCAUGGUACUUGUUAAUGUGCUGAUGAUGUAAGUAAGGGAGAAUAUAAAUACCGUGAAGAAUAAAAUAGAGCUUUUAUAGGCUAGGUUAAAAUAAAUGAAACUAAAUAUAUGAACAUGGCAAAAAACCAAAAUCAGGAAGUAAAAAUAUAACUACAUAAAAAAUAAUUAAAAACUUUAAAAAUUAAAGAUCUGGAAACAACAUUAACAGAUAAGAAUUAAUUUUAUUAUGAGAUUAGGGAAUAAAUAGAUUUUGGAAACUCUACAAAUAUUAUUUGGUGACGAACUCAAAUUAUAGAGCCCCUCAUUAUACUGUUUUCUCCACGCUCAUGUAACUUCAUCCUUUUGGUCAAAAUAUUCUCUUCAGUUCCAUAUUCUCAGACACUCUUUUCAAAGAAAGUGGUUAAAUUAUAAUGUUGUAUAUUCUAAUCUUUAUGUUUUUAGAUAGAAGACGAAAGAUUCUGCACUGCAUAGUGGCAAACAUUCCCUGAAUUUUAUUUUGUACAUUUCCUCAUAAACGCAAUUUUGAUUUGUUACUGUUGUUCCCAAAUUUUUAAUUUUGACACACUUUUGCACUUUUAUUAGCUGUUUUUAUGUUAUGAUAUCCACUUUUUGCAUAAGGAAUGCAGAAUUACAAUACUCUGAACACAUGCAACAUUUUGAGACUACCCAUAACCCAUUUAUUUUAAUUUAUCUGUUCUAGACUUAAUAGGAACCAUGAUGAGUAAAGUGACUGGUAAUGUGUUGAAUGACGAAGGUUUGUUUCCUGACGGGCUUCAGGAUGUUCUAUUCACUGCCAUGUCCAGAAUGACUGGGACUACCUGGCCUCUUGUCAAAUUAAUUUCAGGUCCCAUUCCCUGGUGUAAAGUUUACCGCCUCACCUAGUGCUAGGUUAAAAAGUGGGGAAGCAAUUUGUGGCCAUUCCAUAAAAUGUACGCAUAAUUAAGUUACGAAUUGUUUUAUAUGAGUUAUUACAUGUUUGUUGUGACAUGCUCUGUAUGUAAACUUAUUUUAGUGUUAUUCAUAUUAAUGCAUUUUAAAAUGGUGGUUUCCAAAAUUUAAUUGAAAUUCAGGUGAUGUUACUUGAGACAUGAAGGUAUAUGUUAAAAUCGUAGCCUUGGAUGUUGCAUUUGAUUUCUAUAACAGGUUCAUGACACUGAGUUGUAAAUCUUUUGGGGAACACAGAAUGUUUCAAAAGCUAUGCUGGAAAAAGUAUGUAAUAUUCAUUGCUUGUCAAUAUUAUAUGUUAUGGCAAAUUAACAUUAAGUAAUUAUGCUCUGUUUGUUCUAGAACACAUAUUAGUUCUUUCUGUGUUGUCUUUGAAUUGCAUAGCAGUCAGACACCAUCCAAAGAUUAAGCUGUGUGUUAAUGCAUCAUAUCAAGUGAUUUUGUAAAUGUCUGAGAACUGCUGUUUUCAGAAUUAGGUAGUGUAAUGUAAGGUGUCAAAGAAAUCUUCUUUCAUUAAAUUUGGAAUUUGAUCUAUACUCAUGCAUAAUUGAUAUAUCAGUAGGAAGAAUUAAAAAUAUAUUCCUUCAGAACUGAGAUCUUUGCGUAAUAAUUCCUUAUUUGUUUCUAUAAGUCCAAUGAGAUCUCAGUAUUGGAAUUUUUUAGGUAAAUGAGAUAGGGGUUUCAUUCCAAUUUCAAGUGUGUUACUCCAUUUUGAUGCAUUUGCAACCCUGUGGAGUGCCUAUUAAAAUUGCUCCAUCUACCUGCCUGUAUGCAUGUAACAGCUUGUGACUAGUUAAACUGAUUUCCAUGAAAUUGAUAUUGGGGAGUUGUACUAAAAUAUGUCAACAAAUUCUAGUUUUGAUUAAAAUAAAAAAAUAAUGGACACUUUACAUGAAGACUUGCACUUUUUUUUUUGGACAAAAUUGAUUUUUUAGCUGUAUAUAUUACAUUUCCUAACCUGUUAACAUUUUCAACACCCUCCCUAUUUGAAAAUCUGUUGUCAAAGUUUGUAGUGAUUGUCGGUUAAAAAAUACUUUUCCCAGACGGAAAAGAUGAAUAAAAUAAGAGCAACACGUUUUCAGUCAUUGUUAACAGUUAAUUACUUUUUUUGCAAUGAGAGGAAAUUCUUUUGUUUUUUAAUAUUUCUGCAAUAAUUUUGUGAUAAAUCCUGGAAAGCGUUAAUUGAAAUCCAGUUUUAAUGAUGUUUAUUUAAUAUAAAACUCAGGCUUUAUGUAGGGAGAGUGAAAGAAGCUCUUCUGUUCUGGUCAUCUUAUCUUUGUGUGUAUGAACCCAGCUUUGGAUGCAAGCAAGGAUGUACUGGACAGCAGAAGUGGGUGUUUUCAUUGUUCCUGAGUGUACAUUGUUUUUGCUAAGACUAUUGCAGUAUCAGUAGUACUACAAUGAAUGACUGUUUUAUCAAAAAAAUAGCCUAUGUGUAAAUAAUAUACCUGUAAUACACAUGCAUAAUAGUUUAAGUUACAAAGUAUAUGAAAUAUGUGAAAACUAUUGUUAAAUUGUAAGGGAUGUUCAAGACUGGUGGCUUUACUUUUGGAAUUCUCCAUUGAAUUAAACAUUUCAUUUCUAAUUUUUCUUACAUCUGAAGUUCUUUUAUGUUUUAUGUCUUUAAUAAAUACAAUUUUAUGUGAGAUUUAAGGUCAAAUAGCAUAAAAUAUACACUGAUGGAGAAUGGUGUCUAUUCCAUAUGAAUGUGUCCCAUUAAAAAGGAUAAUAAUAAAAAAUAAUGAGAAAACUUAGUGAAGUAAAUAUAAAUUAAAUACAUUUAUAUCUCUCAUUUAAUGUAUAUUUUUAUACAGGACGUGUGUUAUUAAGAAAUUGCUUGUCCCACCUGGAAUGGUACAAAUUCAAGUAUUUCUUUCAGGGUUAAUUAUAGUAGUCAUGACAUGUUUAGAAGCAAAUCUGAUGUUCUAGCUUUGUGAAUGGGCAUCACUAAGCAGAAAGACAAAUACUUCAAAGACCUCAGCAUUCCAUGGUCCAGUCUGGAUAUAAUUAUGGAAUGAUUGGUGGGUUGCCCUUGUAUGCAACAUUUUACUAGAGAAAGGAAUGUGCAUUACUUAUUAAAGAACUGCCAAAAGACAUUUCCAUGCUUCAGAAUACUCUGUAUUCUCUUCCAUACCUGUGUGAUGUCAUUUGCUGUAAUAAGUAAGUACUUUCCUUUAUGCCAGGUCUAACUAAUGAUGACUUGCACCCCAGGAUGUUUGCAUUUGUAAAUAUAAUUUAUUAUACUGCAUAAUGAAAUCUGAAAUUCUUCAGUCUUUGAACAUCUCUGUCUUUUGUGUAAUUUGGAAAUAACUUUAAAAAGAUUGCAAUAGAAAAUUAUUUAAACAGUUAAGGUAUUAUAAGGAUAUUGUCCUAAAACUUAUUUCUUUAAACCAGGGUAGUCUUAAGUACCAUUACCGUGGUUAUUUAAUGAUUUUUGAGGUGAAAACUAUGUUUUGUACAUCUAUACCAGAAGACAAACAACAUACUUUGAGCUUAAGCUCUGUAUCCCCUAUAAGCCUUUAUUCAAUGGUUUAUUAAACAGAAACAUUGUUUUAUACAAAAUUUGCAGGUAUGCUUAUAAUUUCUAAUCAUUCUAUCUUAUAGCUACAAAGGCUCAUAAAUCACCAUCAUAUCAGCAAACAGAUGUGUAUUGUUCUGUUUUUCUCACAUGCAUACAGAAGUAUUUUCAUAUUCAUGAGAAAAAGUCCAUACUUUGUUCAGACACAUUAUUAUUUAUUCAUUAAGUAAUAAUGACAUCCAUAAAAGCUUUAAUUUAUUUAGUGGUGUAUCAGUGCUCACUUUUAAAACCCACUGCAUUCUACUGACUCUUCUAGCUUCAAUCAUCUUUUACAAGUGUGAUAAUCAGUGUGCUUACCAAACUAGUCCUGCUGACAAAUUUAAAGAAUAUGGCCUGUAAAAUUACAUAUUAUGCUGUAACUUUCACACCUAGUUUCAUAGAAAUAACAUAUCAUUCUAAAUGCAUUGCAAGUGACUAUAGCUGGUCAGUUAUGAUAGCCCCAUAUGCUUUGUGACAUUUAUCAUCAUGGCUGAAAAGCUCCAGAAUAAUUCAAGAUACCCAAGUGUAAGUUUUCUGUCAUGUGCUUAUAAUCUCCAUCUAUAAUAUGAAGACAAAUUUUAAAAUAUGAUGGGUGUAAACUGAAUAACUAAAACUACACAAAAGAUGACUGAUUUUCUGGUAUAGAAAUGUUUCUGCAGUAAGCACUUAAAACAUUUUGCAACUUAAAUUUUAUUAUGACCACCCUGGCUUAAAGUGCUUUCAUGUUCUUGAUGAAUAGUAUAGUGCUCUUGAACACACACACAAAAUAUUUUACUCUCAAAUUCAAGUUCUCUGUAUUACCAUUCUUUCAGCAUGAAGCACCAAUGUUAAUGUUUGUAGAUUACUUCACUAGCUGCAUAGUAUUUACAAAGGGAGUUAAAACUUGACAAGGAAUUUUCAUUGUUUCUUACAAACAACAAUGUCAUUUUGUAUAGUCUGUAGUAUUGUUUUUGUACCUUGAAAAUACCACCUAAUAUGAAACAAAUAAUACUAUCGACACACUGAUCAAAAUUCCAGUUCGAAUUUUAACCACCCUCGUAGCAUUGGACUUUACUUUAUUUUUAUAUUGUGAGUCUUAUUCCAGGACUUUAAAGAAUACAGUGCAAAGUUUAUUUUAAUCAUGACAAAGCUGGUUAUGUUUUGUACAUAAUCAGGUGUAGUUUGUAGGGUUGAUUCUCAGUGUAAUUUUUAUGCAUUUUGUUGUGCCUCUGUUUUGUUAUUGUUUAAAUACACAAGAAAAGAGAAAGAUAUGUUAUGCUGACUGAAGACCAUAUUGCAUGAUGUAAAAUCCAUCUCUCAUCCUCAAAUAUACAUGUAAUCGAUAAAAUAUAUUGACUAUAUUUCAAGAAAAUUAA